CUCUGCUAAGAUGGCAGCAUAACUUCAUAGCUCCAUAAACUAGUUUGCAAUAUAUAACAAAAUGGAGCAUAUAGCAGUAAAAUAUGCGGAUUUGGGACUGAUGACCUAACACCAGAUUGCCCAGAGAGUCAUUUUAAGCUGAUAGAGCACUAUACAAGGCGCAGGCUGACAGCUAACAAGCUCAUUGAGAGAACAGACGGCGGACGCCAUUAUGAAAACAGCGUAACACAUACAUUGGGCACCGAGCUUCCAGGAGAAUGGUACGGCAUAGAAGCUAACAACAUAUGGUCUGGAUAAGUUUGCUGACCAAGUGCAGGAUCCCAUACAUCGUCGGACCAAAAACUACCUUAGAGGGAAGAGACAUAGCAAGCAUAGAGGCCCCAGAUCUACCCACGUGGCUCUACAGGUCAGCCUCGCAAGUAACAGCAUAGAAGAAAGUAAGGAUCCUAUAACAACACCUAUGCAGGGUAAUCAGCACCAGUAACGAAUAAGCCCUCACAUUAUGGAGCUGGAGAUCUCUCUCUGGAGAGCACUAUGUGCUCAGCUUGACGGCUACCAGGCGGACUUAGUGGACACGCUACAUACCAUAGUUACAUCCUCCUCCAUUACAGGUCCCAUCGCGGUCCUCCAUGCUAACAGCUCCGACGCCCUACCCGAUGCUCUGGAUGAGUACUGCUAUGGACCAUCUGCUGCGAGCUGUAAAACUCCUGCUAAGUCCGCUCUACAAAGAGAGCAGGAACCUUAUGAAACUCUGCAGCACAUGGUUCCAGUAAUCAUAGAAGGCCUGCAGCCCGAACACCGUGCAGAUUUACCCAUAGGCUGUGAGAUGCAGCAACAGGAUGUGGGAACUUGCGGCUCUCAAACACCUCUUGCAGAUAGUAACAGAAGCCCGCGGUCUGAGAGGGGGAGAGCUAAUUGGAAGACUACAUGGGAAAACCUACAUCAAAGAUCACAGCCACUAUCCCAUUAUAACUGGGCCCUUUGGAACCCGACAAUUACAGAACUGAUACCACAUCACCUUAGGUCUCAUAGAGGGUCACCUCAAAUGCUGGGAAGCAUUGACCACAAGCUUAAUCAAGACUCAGUGAAAAUAGGAGUUGGGAAAAUCACCCCUGACCCCCAGACAGUGAUUGUUCAACUAUGGCUUCAACUAAAAUUACACAAACGACAUUACCAACUACCACUACUACAAACACAUGUCCAUGCAAUGAUUGUCCAUACAUUGCACAUAUUAUAAAUCUCUGUCCACCUUGUGAUUGCUCAAAUCCAUCAACUUUUGCAACAACCACUUUAUCACCCAAUACUACUUCAACUAAAAUUACAAAAACGACAUUACCAGCUACCACUACUCCAUCAACAACAUUCACGACAGCCACUUUACCACCGACUACUACUGCAUCAACUUUUCCAACAACUACUUUACCACCCACUACUACUACAACCACAUGCCCAUGCAAUGAUUGUCCCUUUAUUGCAUUUAUUAUAAAUCUCUGUCCUCCGUGUGAUUGCUCAACUCCUACUACAACUUUAACGACAACCACAUUACCAACUGACACUAUUUCAACUACAAUGCUCACAACAACCAUGUUACCAACUACUCCUACUUACACAACUGCUCUGACCACAAGAAUUAGUACUACCAUGAUUUCCUCUAUGAGUCCUACUACUAACAGAACUACUUCAAUCUCUACACCAAUCUCAAUAACAGUCAGUAAUAUCCCUACCACAAGAACCUUCACUACUAGUUCAUAUAUUACCACUAUAACCCCAAACAUUAGUAACUUCACUACUGAUCUAACCACUAUUCUGACAGAAGGUAUCUCUACUGAUCCUACCACAAGCAAAACCACUUUAACCUCCACAGAAAUAUCAACAGCAAAUUCUACCAAUACUACCCCAAACAUCAGCAUCUCCAGUACAAAUCCAACCACAACCAGCCAGAUGACUUUACUUUCUAGCUCUUCCACCAACAGAACUACUUUAAUCUCUACAACUAUACCAACAACUACCAGUAAUAUUCCUACCACUAGCAUCUCCACUAGUUCAAAUAUUACCAAUAGUACCCAGAACAUCAGUUUCACCACUACAAGUAUCACUACCGCUAGCCUGACCUCAAGUACCUCCACUACUAGUACUAACAUCAACAGAACCAAUUUUGUGUCCACAACUAUGCCAAAGACAAAUACUACACCUAACAUAAGUAUCCUCAGCACUAAUUCAGGCAUUACCAAAACUAACCAAAACAUCACUAUCUUCACUACUAGUUUGACUCCCACUAAUCUGACAACAGGUAUCUCCACCACUAGUCUAGCAACGACUAGUCUGACUCAAGAUAUCUCUGCUAAAACUAAUAGUACUUUUUCAAGCUCCACAACUAUGCCAACAACAAGUAUUACCUCUACCACAAGUAUCUUUACUGCUAGCUAAAACAUUACUAAUGCCAGCCCAUAUAUUUCUACUACUAGUUUGACCACCAAUAUAUCCACUACUAGUCAGACCAUGACUAGUGUAACCACAGGUAUGUCUUUUUCUAGUCUAACCACCAACAGAACCACUUUGAUUUCCACCACUAUACCAACAACAAAGAGUGCUACCACUAACACAAGUAACUCCACCACUACCACCUAUCCAAACAUAAGUGUAAUUUCUACUAGCACCAUUCCAAAUAUAAGUACUCCCACUACCAGCAUUACUUCAAUCACAAGUAUCUUCACAAAAACUAGUACUCCUUUAAUAACAAAUACUACCAUCUCUAGUGUGACUUCAAACACAGUUUUCACCACAAACAGUAACAUCCCUAACACAAAUAAAACAAUAACCCUUACUACCCAGAAUGUAGAUUCUACCAUCAGUGCCACUUGGACUACUAGAACCAGAAUAAGCACAAAUACAGUCACAAAUCCGAGUACCACCACGGUUACAAUGACACCAACCAAAGGAAACACCUCCACUACUAAAUCUACACUUGACACUAGUUCCACCUCUGCUAAAAUAACACCACAAAUAAUAACCUCUACCACCAGUAACACCCCUAAAGCGGAUUCUACACAAACUUUGAGUAUAACCACCACUACUGAAAGCUCACCCAUAAGUACCAGUAAAACAAAGACCUCCAUUUCUAUUAUCAGUACUAUCUUGGCCACAAGAAUAACCUUAGGAAACACCACUUCUAUGAGCACCAUCAUCACAGCCACAAAGACAUCUGAGAAUCUUCCACCCUCUUCCAUCAUUGUGAUCUCUGUGUCUUCCAUUGUUGUCCUUUGUCUGCUGUUGGCUGGAAUUAGCACAAUAAUAUGUUUGUUAAAGAGAAAAUUUUCAGCCACUUUGGUAAAGUCACAAAACCCAUAUCGAUUUUACAGAGGGAAGAACCCAAAUGAAGGAAAUACUCAAUCCAUGGAUUUAUAAUUUCUACAAAUGUCUAGUUUUAGCAAUUAUGUAGUAAUUUCAAAACUUCAAGAAUUAAAUCAGUUUUUUUUUUAAAUAUUCAACUUAAUGGUAAUAAUAAAGGACAUCCUUGUGAUGCCAGUUAUCAAUUAUAAAUUUGAUCUACUGUUUAUAUAUAUAUUUUGAUGAAGAAUCUUUUAGACAGCAAGGAUCUUCUGGAUAAAUAAAUAUGUAAUCUUGGUCAGAUAUGAAGACCAAACUGCAAA
This is a messenger RNA of Bombina bombina (fire-bellied toad), 3650 nucleotides long. RefSeq lists its product as uncharacterized. Lineage: Eukaryota; Metazoa; Chordata; Amphibia; Anura; Bombinatoridae. Bases 1141 to 2427 code for a protein of 428 amino acids. The transcript has 13 exons. The record is from RefSeq and is a predicted model, not a curated record.